UUGAAACCAUGACAAUGAUUGAGGCAGCUCAAAAAAGUGCAAACGGUUCGACGCAGGAUUCCAGCGAAGAAACAUGGAAGCCAGAUUACGCUAUCGCUCCACCGAAGCUACAGAACUUGCUGAACGAUGACGGCUACUUGAAUAGUUACAAAAGUGACUUCCGAUAUAGAUAUACACAGUUUAAAAAAUCACUCGAAGCUAUCGAGGCUGGAGAGGGUAGUUUGCUGAAGUUCAGUCAAGGCUACAAGCAAUUUGGACCGCAGUUCGCGCCUGAUGGGUCCAUGAAGUGGCUUGAAUACGCCCCUGGAGCGGAGGGCCUGUUUCUAAGGGGCCAAUUCAAUGAAUGGAAUAGAGUAAAGACUCCGUUCAAGGAACUGGAACACGGAAAGUGGUUGUUGGAAAUGCCGGCUAAUAAGGAUGGCACUCCCGUGUUGAAGCAUUUGGACAGAGUGCGACUCAAUGUAGUGUCGAAGGGCGGUGAACUAUGCGACCGCAUUUCACCUUGGACCUCAUAUGCAUUGCAGCCUGAGAACUCGUACACCUACGAUCACGUGAUCUGGAACCCGACUGAGCCCUACCAGUUCAAGUACAAAUGUCCCCCAGUGCCUGAUAACCUGAAGAUAUACGAAGCCCAUGUGGGUAUUGCAUCCCCGGAGGCUAAAGUGUCGACGUACAAGCACUUUACGGAGAAAGUGUUGCCGCAUAUUGCAGACAUGGGGUAUAAUUGUAUCCAGUUGAUGGCUAUUAUGGAACACGCGUACUAUGGGUGUUUCGGAUAUCAGGUGACCGCGUUCUUUGCUGCAAGUAGUCGAUAUGGAACCCCUGAGGAACUAAAAGAGCUAAUUGACACAGCUCACAAGUUGAAUCUAGUUGUGCUUCUGGACAUAGUGCACAGUCAUGCUGCUAAGAAUACCCUGGAUGGUCUGAACAUGUUUGACGGCACUGACUGUUGUUUCUUCCACUCGGGUGCGAGAGGCAAUCACAAUUUGUGGGACAGCAGACUGUUUGAUUAUAGGCACUGGGAGACCAGAAGAUUCUUGUUGUCCAAUCUUGCCAUGUGGAUGGAGGUUUACAAAUUUGAUGGAUUUCGUUUCGACGGUGUCACUUCCAUGCUGUACCACCACCACGGCAUCGGCACUGGAUUCAGCGGAGACUACGGAGAGUACUUUGGCAUGCAAGUGGACACUGAUGCUCUGGUGUAUAUGAUGCUGGCCAGUUAUCUUGUCAAGACCUAUCUGAAGCCGGAUGCGAUACUGAUUGCUGAAGAUGUCUCAGGAAUGCCAGCUUUGUGCAGAGAAGUUGAGGAAGGAGGUCUUGGAUUUGACUACAGACUGGCAAUGGCUAUCCCUGACAUGUGGAUCAAACUACUGAAAGAGAAGAAUGACGAGGACUGGGACUUGGCCAAUUUAUGUCACGUGCUCACCAACAGACGCCACAAGGAGAAGUGCAUUGCAUAUGCAGAGUCACAUGACCAAGCACUGGUGGGUGACAAGACUCUCUCUUUCUGGCUGAUGGACAAGGAGAUGUACUACUCCAUGUCUGUAAUGUCCCCCCGCAACCUCAUCCUAGACAGGGGCAUGGCACUUCACAAGAUGAUCAGACUCAUCUCUCACGCCAUGGGCGGAGAGGGAUAUCUGAACUUUAUUGGGAAUGAGUUCGGACAUCCCGAGUGGCUGGAUUUCCCACGAGAGGGAAACGGUUGGAGCUACCACUAUGCGAGACGUCAGUUCAACCUGAUCGAAGACGACAUGUUGAGAUACAAGAAUCUAGCCAACUUCGACAAGGACAUGAACCUGCUGGAGAACCAGUUCAAGUGGGUCUGUGCACCACAGGCAUACGUCAGCCGAAAACACGAGAUGGACAAGGUCAUCGUAUUCGAGCGUGCCGGAUGUCUGUUUGCGUUCAACUUCCACCCCAACCAGAGUUACGCCGACUACUGGAUCCCAGUUGAACAAGAGGGGGGCUUCGAGAUGAAACUAGGCCUCUGUUCCGACUGCGGACGAUACGAUGGGUUCGACAGACUAGAUAUGACUAACAUGUUCAAAGUGUUCCCAAAAGGAAUGGAUGGGAGGAAGGGGUCCAUUCAAGUGUACUUGCCAAGUAGAGUUGCAAUUGUGUUGGUUCCUGCUGACAAAUAUGUUGGCCCUGAGUAAAGUUGAAUGACUUCAUUUGAAGAUGUUUGAAAUGAUGAUACAUUGUUAAUAUUCUAAACCGUUUUCCAAAGUACCGAGCAAAACAAACAAGUGGAAAUCUUAAAAGACGGCGAGUAAAGUUUUUCAGUCGUACUGUGAGAGAGCAAAAAUUUGUGAUGUUUUGAUUAUAAAACAUUAGUUUGGUUGUAUUUUGGAAAUAGGUAAUUUUGGUGGCUGUGCUGAAACUAAAUUUUAUAAAUCUGCCUAGAUAUCAGUUGACCUGAUGUUUGCAAUACAAAGCUAUAUUUGGAUUGUUCUGAACACUUUUGAAAAGUCUGGACUAUUUGUAUUUGAAGUGAACUAAAUUAAUAAAACUAAAAAACCCUGAAAGAUGAAUUGUAUUAUUUUUAGGCAUUCCGUUUACUAAACUUUUCUCCUUAUUAUGAUUCUGACUGAAGUUAACAAUGCGAAGUAAAUCCACAUUAUGAAGUACAUUUUAACGCUUUCAUGAUUAGUGAAAACUUGACUCGUGAACGACGUUAAAUUUGUUUUGAUAGUAUAAGUGAGCAAGGCAACUUAACCGUGGCGCUGUGAUUUGAAAAUAAAGUAUACUGUAAUCUAUUUGGAUUUUUUAAACUUAUUCCGCCCAAUUGAUCGUAUGUCAAAUCAUGAAAAAUAAAAAUA
Messenger RNA from Symsagittifera roscoffensis, 2816 nucleotides. RefSeq names its product 1,4-alpha-glucan-branching enzyme-like. The record is from RefSeq and is a predicted model, not a curated record. Gene Ontology annotation, cellular component: cytoplasm. The transcript has 9 exons. Lineage: Eukaryota; Metazoa; Xenacoelomorpha; Acoela; Convolutidae. Bases 9 to 2153 code for a protein of 714 amino acids. Gene Ontology annotation, molecular function: cation binding; 1,4-alpha-glucan branching enzyme activity; hydrolase activity, hydrolyzing O-glycosyl compounds. Gene Ontology annotation, biological process: glycogen biosynthetic process.